AUGAUGUUGGAGGUGGCAGAGAAGUACCAAAGGGCAUUUGAACUUAUGAUAGAUGAAGAUGGACAUUUUUUAAACUAUUUGUACGAGGAUGGUGGUGGAAAAAGGGGGUUGGGUUCUCCGACUAAUGAUGAUUGGCAUAAUAUCCGUCACUUUAUUAAGUUCUUGCAAGUGUUUUAUGAUGUCACAAUGCAAAUCUCUGAAUAUUCUGAAAGUAGUGAUCCGUUGUUGAAUACCAUGGCGAAUAGAAUGAAAGUAAAAUAUGAUAAGUAUUGGGGAGAUGUUGAGAAGAUUAACCCGUUGUUGUUUGUGGCUAGUUUGCUUGAUCUACGUUACAAGAUGGUAAAUUCGACAAAGUUUCCAAUCCUCGCUGAGAUAGCGCGAGAUGUAUUGGCAAUUCCAAUUACCACGGUUGCUUCCGACUCAGCAUUUAGCACCGGUGGUCGUGUGAUAGAUCCUUAUCGAAGUUCUUUGGCUCCAAAAACAGUUGAGGCUCUUUUUCCAAUCCUCGCUGAGAUAGCGCGAGAUUUAUUGGCAAUUCCAAUUACCACGAUUGCUUCCGAGUCAACAUUUAGCACCGGUGGUCGUGUGAUAGAUCCUUAUCGAGGUUCUUUGGCUCCAAAAACAGUUGAGGCUCUUGUAUGUACUCAAAAUUGGUUGAGAUUUUCUCCCAAUAGUGCACAUGAAUCAUACUUGUUUAACGUUGAAGAUGAAGAGAGUUACAAGCUUGACUCAGGUAUCACAUGGAAGGAAUAA
This is a messenger RNA of Alnus glutinosa, 753 nucleotides long. RefSeq lists its product as uncharacterized. The transcript is spliced from 5 exons. The record is from RefSeq and is a predicted model, not a curated record. Lineage: Eukaryota; Viridiplantae; Streptophyta; Magnoliopsida; Fagales; Betulaceae. Bases 1 to 753 code for a protein of 250 amino acids. Gene Ontology annotation, molecular function: DNA binding; protein dimerization activity.